UUGUAUGAAGUUCGUACAAUAAAUUUGUGGACGCCGAAUUUUUUGUAAGCAAUUUUUGUUACCAUCCACUAUCUUUUAUCUUAAGUGUAACUAUGAAUGCAACCAGUCUUUAUGUGUCAACAUGUAGGCUAGUAUUACAAGCUGACAUAGAAGAUAAUUCUUCAUGGACAGAUUUAUAUCGCUUAGUACCGUAUCUGAGACAGUCUCUUUCUUGUACUGUUUGUGGAAAUUUACUAAUAGAGCCGUAUACUCCGACAGAGACAAAUUGCCAGCAUCAUGUGUGUAGGUCGUGUAAAGGAGGAAGAAAAAAGCUUAAACCCUCCUGUAGUUGGUGUAAAAAUUAUGAUAAAUAUGUUGAAAAUGUUCAGUUACGAAUUUUGCUGCAGUGUUAUAAAAAGCUGUGUGAGUAUGUAACCAGCACUUCGAUUUAUAGGAGUCUUUUAGUGUCAGCAGCAACUGCUGCUAGUAAUGGAAAUAACGCAGCUGGUACAUCAAGUCUUAUGGAUCUUAUUCAAGAAGGUGCCGGUUUUAAAGAUGAGUACAAAAGUACAGGUGGCCUGUCAAAAUCUGCAUAUAGUAUUUUACCUUGUGUUUAUACUAGUACAUCAACGCAGACACAAACCGCUUUAGCAUCAGCAGCCUUGAGUCCUACAGAUCCCAAUAAUGGCUUAUGUGCAACUGAUCUACAAGCACUUCGCACUGUGUCUAAUGGUUCAUCACUGUAUUCUGUUAUGUAUGCUGGAAGUGGAAACAAGAUUACAAUAAAACGGAAAGCCACUGAUUUGGAAGGUGAAGCAGAUGCUAGCAGUUGUAGUGGAGAAGGAGCAAUUCCACCAGAUCAUCCAUUGGACAAGAAUAUACAAACAAGUUCUUACAUUGUUGACAACACUCUACUGGAAAAUCAGGUUAAUGUGGGGAAUUUCAAGAAGCCACCACAGCGUACAAGUUCCGGUAAGGGCACUGCUGGUGGAGGUUCAGGGUACAAGGGUAGCGGUGCUGCUACAGGAACCAAGCGGAAAGGUUGUCGAUGUGGCAAUGCAACAGCAACACCAGGAAAGCUGACAUGCUGCGGGCAACGGUGUCCUUGUUAUGUGGAGAGCAAAGCAUGUGUGGAGUGUCGCUGCAGAGGCUGUCGUAACCCGCAUAGACCGGGUGGUCAUAAGGUGCGACCCGUUAUUCCUGAACUGCAGAACUUCCAACUCCAUCUGGCUUCAAGUCCUGUUGUGGGUUCACCCACAUUGGCAACUCCAUGUAACACUACAGAGUCAAGUCUCACAACUAUAGAUUCACAACAGUGCUUGACAGUUGAUUCUACUGAUCUCUCUGCCAAUACAGUGCAAGUACUAGGAGUGUAUACGACACAGUUACACACCGUGUCUUCAGCACUUCCAGCUGCUUUACUCGUUGGAGACGAUAACCUACCCUCUAUUGAGAGCUCUGGUGAUGAGACCAGUGAUGUUGACAUAGACAUUUGACAAUAUCAUCAACAGAUGGCACCACAAGGGGAUUGAAGAAGGGCUUCUGAACCAUCUUGGAAGACUGGCACUUCUUAUCUCAUAAUAAGGUGCUGGGAAUAGACUUAUCAGUGUUUUUAAGAUGAAAAUAAAUUCCAAGGAGAGCCAUCCAUUAGUUCAGCUGUGCUGAGUAUGGAACUUCUCAAGUCAAACUGCUCAUUAUUUUAGAAGUGUAACAUAUGAAAUGCUGUAGACUUUUACUUCAUUUCAGUGCAAUGAUUAUAUUCUAGCAACUCAAUGGAUGUUUUUGUAUAUAACUGCAUUUCUGUACAAUGAUUAUAUGCUAGCAACUCAGUGGGUCUUUUUGUAACUACAAGACAUGUUUUUAACCUGGCUUCAGGAUUGUGUAUGAGAAGUAUGGCAGGAUAUAGUAGGGCAGUGGUUGCAGCUAUAUUAUAGCUGUGAAGGAGGGUAAUGCACUGUAACUAAGGCCCUGUAAAGUCCUUUACUCAGUUAAUGGAUGCAGCCAAAUUGUGUGUGUUCUGCUGAGAAUGGCCAGGGCUGAAAGCGUGGAAUGUACCAGUGUGCCAGAUGCAAUUUGAAAUACAGUAGCAUGACUAAUAGUUGAAACUAGAGUCUAGGUUAAUAUAUUUGAGAGUGAAAAUGAUCAUAAGACACUUUCAAAAUGGAAAUGUGCAGUAAGCACAUAUGUGAAGCAUAUUUUAUAUUUUUAAGUUCACUGUAUCUGGAUAUAAGAAACGGGCCAUUAAAGAAGAUUUUGAUUUUUUAUAUAAAGAGGCACAUGUGCUCCUGAAUUUACAGUGUUAGUGUUUCUGAUGCCAUAAUAAUCAUGUCACUUGUAACAGUAA
Cryptotermes secundus is the source of this 2323-nucleotide messenger RNA. RefSeq names its product E3 ubiquitin-protein ligase MSL2 (gene msl-2). Gene Ontology annotation, molecular function: ubiquitin protein ligase activity. The transcript is spliced from 4 exons. Bases 93 to 1475 code for a protein of 460 amino acids. Gene Ontology annotation, cellular component: MSL complex. The record is from RefSeq and is a predicted model, not a curated record. NCBI's taxonomy places the organism in Eukaryota, Metazoa, Arthropoda, Insecta, Blattodea, Kalotermitidae.